AUGAAAGAGUUGCAAUGCAUUCCAGACGUCGCCGGAUUGAGUUAUGCAGAACUGUGUAUCCACCCAGACUUGAACCUUCCUGAAGGGUUCAAAAUCCCGAUGUUUGAUACCUUCGGAGGAGUGGGAAACCCCAUGGCGCAUUUGAGAGCGUACUGCGACCAACUCGUGGGAGUUGGCAAAGAUGAAGCUUUACUGAUGAGGUUGUUCAGUCGGAGUCUGUGCGGUGAGGCCCUAGAAUGGUUUACGUCACACGAAACUCGACAAUGGCCCAGUUGGAGCGCACUAGCUAAAGAUUUCAUUGAUAGAUUUGCGUACAACGUCGAGAUAGUCCCUGAUCGGUACUCUUUAGAGAAAAUGAAGCAGAAAUCGACGGAGAGCUAUCGGGAAUUUGCCUACAGAUGGAGAAAAGAGGCAGCGAGGGUGAGGCCUCCGAUGACAGAAAAGGAGAUUGUGGAAGAGUUCGUACGGGUGCAGGAGCCCGAAUAUUACGACAAAAUCAUUCUGUUGAUCGGAGCCAAAUUCGCCGAGAUAGUCAAAGUGGGUGAGACUAUCGAAGAUGGCCUGAAGUCGGGGAAGAUAGCCCGAGUGUCCGCAUCGCCUGGAUCUUCCGUACUGAUGAGGAAGAAGAGAGAGGAGGUCGCCGCUAUUUCAUACGGGGGGAGAAAAGUCCCCAGAAACUCAUCGCGUCCUCAAGAUCGCUCCAAGCCUCCACCAAAGUCUCACCAAGCCUAUCGUCCACAAUCGAAUUAUUCCGUCGAGCUAUCGAGCACCUUCCCCCACAUAUCAAGUCCAAGCUCCAGCAUAUCAAAGCCCCCUCCCAAAUUACAAAGCUCCAGUGCCAAAUUACCAGACAAAUCCUACCCUAGAACCCAAGCUCCUCGCCCAAAUGCUCGCAAUUAUCAACAAGUUCCUCCCCCUCAACAGAGCGGGUAUGAUCCUUCUCGUCCCAGGUUUGAGAAGAAGCCCUCCAGAAACUUUACCGCGUUGGCUGAAAGCAGGACCAAGAUGUUCGAAAGAUUAUCCGCGGCCAGAUACAUCCACCCUAUGGGGCCCAAGCCCGUGGAUGUCAACUCCAGAUUCUACAAACCGAAGCAGAGAUGUGCUUAUCAUUCCAACAGUGUUGGACAUGACACUGAAGACUGUAUAGAUCUUAAGCACAAGAUCCAGGAUUUGAUCGACCAAGAAGUGGUCUCCCUCCAGCCUGCGGCGCCGAACGUCAAUACAAAUCCGCUGCCGAAUCAUGGGGGUGGAAACAUCAACAUGAUAGAAACAGACGAAGAUGGGUGUGAAACCAAGAGGAUUACUCCUGUUGCUCAGGAAGACUUGGAAAAGGCUGUCGCUUCUUUGAGCGUAAGGGAAAAAGGAGAGUUCGUUAUUCUGACACCUGCGAAGGCUGUUGCCUUGGUGCCCUCGAAGACUCUCGCCAAACCCAAGUUUGUCAUAGAAACGACCGUGGCCCAAGACAUGACUAGAUCUGGCAGAUGCUACACUCCUGAUGAGCUUGAUCUUGGAGGACAAAAGAAAGAUCAUGCCAAGAGACCAAUAAGUGAAGAAGAGGCCGAGGAGUUCUGGAGGAGAAUGCAGCCUAAAGAUUACUCCAUUGUCAAGCACUUGGAGAAGACUCCAGCCCAGAUUUCUGUGUGGUCCCUACUGAUGAGCUCCUGGUCCCACAGACAGGCUUUGAUGAAAGCCCUGGAUGACACGUACGUGCCCUCAGGUACAAGCAGCGACAACGUAGCUGCCAUGAUUCACCAAGUCAUUCGGGGACACCGCAUCAGCUUCUGCGAUGAUGAAUUGCCGGCCGAAGGGAGAUCCCAUAACAAAGCUCUACACGUCACUGUGAUAUGCCGCGGAAAGGUCGUCAAUCGUAUUUUGGUAGAUGAUGGAUCUGGUUUGAACAUAUGCCCCUUGUCAACAUUGAAGCAGCUGAGGUUUGACCUCGGAAAAAUUGGAGCAAAACCAGGUUAA
Solanum pennellii is the source of this 1968-nucleotide messenger RNA. RefSeq lists its product as uncharacterized. The record is from RefSeq and is a predicted model, not a curated record. The transcript is spliced from 2 exons. NCBI's taxonomy places the organism in Eukaryota, Viridiplantae, Streptophyta, Magnoliopsida, Solanales, Solanaceae. Bases 1 to 1968 code for a protein of 655 amino acids.